CAGAAUUGAAGAAGCAAAAAGCUUUUCAUUAUUCGUUUGUGUGAGGAUGUCGUCUUCGUGGGAGAUUCAACUAAUGGAAACAGCUAAGGAGGAACUUGAGAUUCUUCAGGCUCAAUAUCCCAACCGCUUCGCCUACCUCAAGUCCGACCUUCAGUCUUUCAUCUCUAACCUCCGUGAAGACCACGCGCCUCCGUCACGUGCCUCCUCCUCCCCCCUCGUCCUCACUCAAGAGUCAUCAAACUGUAAGAAUAAGCAGAAACACAAGAAGAGAAAGUACACAAAUGAAUUAUUUGGAGAUCAAGCAUCGUCAUCAACGGGAAAGAUCCACAAGAACAAUAAUCAUAAGAUGGCUCAGAGAGUGGUCACAAAGAGAAAAACUAGAGUUGAAAUGGUUCUUGAAAGGGCUCAACUUUGUCUCCAGAAGAUAAGAGACGUGAAAGCCUCUUUGUGUUAGACUUUUAUUUAACAACUUUUUCUUCUUCUUGGGGGUUGAAAUGUAAGAAUGAUGUUAUGCGGUCCAAGAAAAUGUUUAACAAGCAUUGAAAAUUCAAUGUUUCUAAGAACAUCGGUUUAAA
This is a messenger RNA of Brassica oleracea var. oleracea, 575 nucleotides long. RefSeq lists its product as uncharacterized. The coding region runs from base 47 to 454 and encodes 135 amino acids. The record is from RefSeq and is a predicted model, not a curated record. NCBI's taxonomy places the organism in Eukaryota, Viridiplantae, Streptophyta, Magnoliopsida, Brassicales, Brassicaceae. The transcript has 2 exons.